Molecule: messenger RNA, 1689 nt
Organism: Microtus ochrogaster (prairie vole)
Lineage: Eukaryota; Metazoa; Chordata; Mammalia; Rodentia; Cricetidae
Product: keratin, type II cytoskeletal 6A
Exons: 10
Coding region: 1-1689 (562 amino acids)
Biological process (GO): keratinization; intermediate filament organization
Cellular component (GO): keratin filament
Molecular function (GO): structural constituent of skin epidermis
Source: RefSeq, a predicted model, not a curated record
AUGUCUACCAAAACCACCAUCAGAAGUCAAACCAGCCACCGUGGCUUCAGUGCCGGCUCAGCCAGAGUGCCUGGGCUGAACCGCUCUGGCUUCAGCAGUGUGUCUGUGAGCCGCUCCCGGGGUAGCGGUGGCUCUGGGGCAGUGUGUGGAGGAGCUGGCUUUGGCAGCAGAAGCCUCUAUGGUGUGGGGAGCUCCAAGAGGAUCUCCAUCGGAGGGGGCAGCUGUGGCAUUGGUGGAGGCUAUGGCAGCCGAGUUGGAGGAGGCUUCGGCUUUGGAGGAGGAGCCAGCAGUGGCUUUGGCUUUGGUGGUGGAGCUGGUAGUGGUUUUGGCUUCGGUAGUGGAGCUGGCUUUGGUGGUGGCUAUGGGGGCGCUGGUUUCCCCGUGUGCCCCCCUGGAGGCAUCCAAGAGGUCACCAUCAACCAGAGCCUCCUCACUCCUCUGAACUUACAAGUUGACCCCACCAUCCAGCGGGUGAGGACUGAAGAGCGCGAGCAGAUCAAGACCCUCAACAACAAGUUUGCCUCCUUCAUCGACAAGGUACGCUUCCUGGAGCAGCAGAACAAAGUCCUGGACACCAAGUGGGCCCUGCUGCAGGAGCAGGGCACCAAGACCGUGAGGCAGAACCUGGAGCCUUUGUUUGAGCAGUACAUCAGCAACCUCAGGAGGCAGCUGGAUGGAGUUCUGGGAGAGAGGGGCCGCCUGGACUCAGAGCUGAGGAGCAUGCAGGAGACAGUGGAGGACUACAAGAACAAAUAUGAAGACGAAAUCAACAAGCGCACAGCAGCAGAGAAUGAAUUUGUGACCCUGAAAAAGGAUGUAGAUGCUGCCUACAUGAAUAAGGUUGAACUGCAAGCUAAGACAGACAGUCUGACAGAUGAGAUCAACUUCCUGAGAGUUCUCUAUGAUGCAGAACUGUCUCAGAUGCAAACUCACAUCUCAGACACAUCUGUGGUCCUCUCCAUGGACAACAACCGCAGCCUGGAUCUGGACAGCAUCAUUGCUGAGGUCAAGGCCCAAUAUGAGGAGAUUGCUCAGAGGAGCCGUGCUGAAGCAGAGUCUUGGUACCAGACCAAAUACGAGGAACUGCAGGUCACAGCAGGCAGACACGGUGAUGAUCUGCGCAACACCAAGGAGGAGAUCGCUGAGCUCAAUCGCAUGAUCCGGAGGCUACAAGCGGAGAUUGAAAACCUCAAGAAUCAGAUUGCCAACCUUCAGGCUGCCAUUGCUGAAGCUGAGCAGCGUGGGGAGAAUGCCCUCAAGGAUGCCAGGGGCAAGUUGGAAGGGCUGGAGGAUGCCCUGCAGAAGGCCAAGCAGGACAUGGCCAGGCUGCUGAAGGAGUACCAGGAGCUCAUGAAUGUCAAGCUGGCCCUNNAUGUGGAGAUCGCCACCUACAGGAAGCUGCUGGAAGGAGAGGAGUGCAGGCUGAAUGGUGAAGGCGUUGGACCCGUCAACAUCUCUGUGGUGCAGUCCACCAUGUCCAGCGGCUAUGGCAGUGCAGGUGGUGCCAGCAGCGGCUUGGGCCUGGGAGGAGGCAGCAGCUACUCCUACAGCAGCAGCCAUGGCCUUGGAGGUGGCUUCAGUUCUGGCAGUGGCAGAGGCCUCAGUGGUGGCCUGAGCUCCUCUGGUGGCAGCUCUUCCACCAUCAAGUACACCACCACCUCCUCCAGCAGGAAGAGCUACCGGCACUGA